AUGCAGUGGAGGAAGUUCGCACGACUGAAAACGACUGCUACCGGACAUUCGCGUACGCGAAGAAUGCUUUGCUGUGGCCGAAGAAAGGAAAAUGGAAGAUCUGUGCCUGACCUCACCGCUAGCCCCGGGCGGGCACCGCCGGGUCCGAUGCCUCCUCACCAGGCGCAGGCUCUUCAGCAACAACAGCAACAUCAGCAGCAGAAUAUGCAGGGCCACCACCAGCAGCAGCAGCAGCAGCACCAGCAGCGGCAGGGCGUUAAGGAGCCGGUCCUGCUGCAGGGCGACUUCCGGAAGGUGUCCGGCAUCAGCUCGGAGAUCUUCCGGCAGAUUGAGGCGGUGGAAAACGACCACGAUCCCAGCACGGCCGCUGCACUGGAGGUGGUGGAGAGGCGCGGAGAAAUGAUAGUUCGCAUCCUGGAGCCGCGAUGUAUGGGCAGCCGGCAGGCGAUCGAAGCGGGCCAGAAGUUUCUCAACAAGAGCGACGCCAGACACACGGUCCAGCUGGUCGAGAUCGUGAAGCGGCCGGGCCAGACGCUGGGGCUGUACAUCCGCGAGGGAAACGGUGCCGACCGCUCGGACGGUGUGUUCAUAUCUAGGAUAGCUUUAGAGUCGGCCGUUUACAACAGUGGCUGUCUGAGGGUGGGAGACGAGAUUCUGGCCGUCAACCUGGUGGACGUGACGCGGAUGUCACUGGACGACGUGGUCAUCAUCAUGUCGAUCCCUCGCCGGCUCGUCCUGGCGAUCCGGCAGCGGCGUGGUAACCGUGGCGCGAACUCACCCGGCCCACCGCAGAUGUCGCGGCCGGAGCAGAAGCCACCGCCGGUGGUCGUGAUCAAGCGCGAUCUGCGCGACGAGGACCUGGACGACUCGGACCGGGCGCCCCGCUCGUCGCGGUCGUCCCGCGAGCGUCGCACCGGCGAUGGGCGCGAGAUGACGGAGUCACGCUCGCGGCUCGGGCUGGGCCUAAACAAUUACAGCCCGCAGAGCGAGCAGCUGGACCUGUACUACGGCGGGCGUGGUCCACCCGGUGGUGGCCCGGUGGAGACCCCGAGCUGGGGCUACAAGCCCCCACCGCCACCCCCGUCGGCCUCGGUCAUCACGGAGCAGCCGAAGGGGAUGCACGGCUUCCAGACGUCGCACUCGUACUACCAGAACGCCGGAACGCUCGAGAGCCUGGCGGAGAAGGUUCACGCUUUCUAUCCGUCGGCCACGCUUGGACCCGGAGGCGGCGGUGGCAGUCGCCGGAUGUCGGCGGGUGGGUCGGCGGGUGUCGCGAUGAGCCAAUCGCAUCAGCGGUUCCCACGGAGCGGCUCCGACCAACACCUGCCGCGCGUUGAGUACGCGGAUUACGCGUCCCUUGGCCGACAUCCGCUGCUGGCCCGCUCCAGUCUCAAGUCCGAUUUGGUCGGGGCCGCACCGAUUGCCGGUGGAACCCUCGGGCGUUACGGGCGUUACGAUGGUGGGCCGCCAUCAUCCCGCGGGCCCAAGUACGGACCGAGUCCGCUCGGCGCGACAGGAUCGCUUCAGCGCCGUUCGCGGCCAGCGCUCGAUUACUCGAGUGAUACGGAGGCUACGAUCGGGCCGCGGCCCAGCUACUACUACUACGCGCACCCGGGCCAGCUAGGACAUCCACCGUCGCAGCACCCGUCGCAGCACCCGUCGCAAUCGCAUCCGAUGGGACGUGGUGGCGGCGGCAGUACGCAGGCGCUCGGCGGUGGGCCGGAGUUCGCCAAGUUCAACUCGUUGCCCCGCGAGCGGCCCGGGGCGGGCGGGCGGCUGGGGUUGCGCGGGCGCAUCGUGGACCGGCUGGCGGACGAGGCGGACGGGAACGUGUCGGCGCCCGAGUACUCGCUGCCGAUCCGGCGCGAUCUGCGGGAUCUGCGGCAUCGGAUCACCGCCAGCCCGUCGAUCUUCACGUCGGACGAGUACCGGGCGUGGCUGCGGCGCGCCCCCAGCAGCUCCGCCAUCUGCGAGCAGAUGCGGGCGUCCCGCGACCUCCUCAACCAGCAGCGGGCCCACCGGUUCUCGUGCAGCGCCGAGAACAUCCACGACGUGCUGCGCAACACCGAGCACAUCUACAGCAGCCGCACCGGCCUGACGAUGGUGGCGGGCGGGGCGCCGGGGCAGGGCGGAACGCUCGAUCGCCACUCGAUGGCGGCCGGUGGCCCACGGAUGUCAUCACUCCCCGUGCGCUCCCUGUCCUCGCAGCACAUCGGUGGCCCAUCGUCGAUCCGAUCGCCGAGCGUCCGAAGGAUGCGCCAGCUUCUGGAGCUAACGCAGGGUGGCGGAGGGUUGCCCGGAGCGAUGUCCGUGGCGGCGGCUCUCACCGGCCACCAGAGUCCGGCGCCGACGCCGAGCACGACGUUGCCGAGACCACACCGUCAGAUCGACAUCAAUCCGGCCGAGUACACCAAGUACAAGCUGGACAAACCGGUCGUGGACGCGGUCGGAGUGUCCGGCAUGCUGUGGAUCCACCUACUGGCAGGACGAGGUCUCCGAGCCAUGGCCGACAGCGCUCCGAUGCAGCAACAGCAGCAACAGCAGCCGUUGAUCCGCGAUCUCUACUGCGUCCUGGAGUGCGAUCGCAUCCAUAAGGCGCGCACCGUCGUCCGGUCCGGGGAUCUGCAGUUCGACUGGGACGAGUCGUUCGAGCUGGACCUCGUCUGCAACAAGCAGCUGGACGUGCUGGUCUACUCCUGGGACCCGCAGCACCGCCACAAGCUCUGCUACCGUGGCGCGCUGUCCCUCACGACGCUGCUCCGACAAUCACCGAUCCACCAGCUGGCGCUCAAGGUUGAACCGAGGGGAACCAUCUAUCUGCGGCUGCGGCACACGGACCCAUUCCAGCUGUUCCGCCGCCGGGGGCUGCCGAGCCUGCGCGGCAACGUGCCGGCCCUGUUCGGGGCGGACCUCGAGACGGUGGUGACGCGCGAAUCGAAGGGGGCGCCCGGAUGCGCCCCAGUUCCUAUCAUUCUGCGCCGCUGCGUCGAGGAAGUCGAACGCCGCGGUCUGGACAUCAUCGGCCUGUACCGGCUCUGCGGUUCGGCCACCAAGAAGCGGCUCCUGCGGGAAGCCUUCGAGCGGAACAGCCGCGCGGUCGAGCUGACGCCCGAGCACGUCCCGGACAUCAACGUCAUCACCGGCGUGCUGAAGGACUACCUCAGGGAGCUGCCGGAGCCACUGUUCACCAAGUGUCUCUUCCAGAUGACGGUGGACGCCCUAGGUAGUGUGUGCCUGCCGGACGAUCCCGAGGGCAAUGCCAAACUUAUGCUCAGUAUUUUGGACUGCUUGCCGCGCGCAAACAGGGCCACUCUCGUUUUCCUGCUCGACCACCUGUCGCUGGUGGUGUCCGCGGCCGAGCGCAACAAAAUGUCGGCCCAGGCACUGGCCACGGCGCUCGGGCCACCGCUGAUGCUGCACUCGGCCAGCGUCGGGGCGAACGAGGAGAUCGACCACGCACAACCGAUCGCGGUGCUCAAGUACUUGCUGCAGAUCUGGCCCCAGCCCCAGGGCGGCACCGGGCCGGGCGGCGGUCGGCGCGGCGAGCCAGUCGAGCCGCGUGGAAGCAAAGCCAGUGCGUUGCCAGUGGGCAAAUCGCCGGCUCUGCUGCUGCCGGCGCCGGCGGCCAGCACCAUCUCCAGCAGCAGCCACCAGCGCAGCAGCAGCAGCUCCAACAUCCACCACAGCACCAGCAGCAGCCUCCUCCUGGCGGCGGGCUCGUCGGCGGGGCCCAUCAGCUCCAGCACCAGCAACAGCACCCAGCAGCAGCAGCAGCAGCAGCAGCCGUCGGCACUAGCGUCUACACAGCCCCGUUCAGCAGCCAGCAAUCCAUCAACCACAUCCUCGGCGCUCGGUCCGCAUCUGCUCUCAGCCACUCCCAGCACUCUUCAGUAUCAAUCAGUAGUGGCUCAGUUAGCUCAAUCGCAUCGAGCCUUGCAACAAGCGGGCCCACAGCCCCAUCAAUCGGAGGUCUCAGCGGGCUUGGUGGAGCGCGUCCAAUCGCCACAUCACGCCACACCCUCCCCAAGCUCUAGUUCCACUUCUUCCGCGUCCGGCUCCGGGUCGGGUACUGACACCAUCAAGCGUGGAGCGUCCCCUGCGUCGGUUAAGUUCCGGGAGUCCACCAGCAGCUACUCGCUGAAGUCCGCAGACACGCCGAGCCGCAUCCUGCUGAGCGGUGCCACGGCCCGCACUAACGGCUGUCCUCCGCCGGCGACUGCCAGCCGGGACACACAGCCGGGAUACAGUGCGACGUCGGCGGCGGCGGGUCUGUUCCUGUCCUCGUCAGUGGCCGGCGGCGCUGACUACCUCUCGUCGACGUCAUCCAUCGCCUCGUCGGUAGCGUCCGGAUCGGGAGCGGCUACGUCCGGUUUGCGGCCAUCGGCCCCCGUCACCAGCACGCUCAACAUCACCACGUUCAGCUUGGACGAGAAGAACAACCUGGUCGUGUCGCCGUCACCGUCGUCCGCAUCCGAGUCCUCGUACCGCUCGUCGAGCCCGGCGUCCGGCGUUGGCACGCAGCGUGACAAAUCGCCCGCCCCCAGCCUCGGAGCAAGCGAUCGCCAGUCGGGCUCGCCGUCACCGUUGCGCCGCCAGGAGCAGUUUGACCGGGCCGACAGUCUGCCGGCGGCAUCCACGACUUCCGGGGCGGGCGCUACGAGCACCGGUUCGGCCACCGGUUCGUUCAUGUCGUCACUGCGCAGCCAAACCCUCGGCAGCUACCAGUUCCCCUCGGCCAGCCUCAAGCUGACCGGCAGCCAGCUGAGCGGGGACUCGCAGGACGACGGUAGCACCUCGUCGUUGCUCCGCAAGCUGACUUCCUCGCUGUCGCGCACGAUCGUCAGCAACACGGGCAGCACCUUGCCGCUGUCGCUUGGCCGUGACAAGUUGAGCGAACUGUCGGCCGGUGGUGGUGGGGGUGGUGGGGGUGGUACAUCGGCUACCGGCUACUCCGGCAGCAGUGGCAUCGGCAGCAUCAGCAGCAGCAUCAGCGGCAGCAGCAGCAGCGGCGGCAGCAGCAGCAACAGCAGUGGCAUCCGCGCGAUGAGCUCCUCCCUGGGCUACUCGGGUGUGGGGGGCACGGGCGCUAGUGGGACGGCGGGUGGGUUGGUCGGCACGACGACGGCCGCCGCCGUCACCAGCAUGAGCAUCUACGGUACGCUGCCGAAGAACUCGUCGAUCUACUCGUACGGCGGUUCCGGAAAUGCGGCCAGUGGCGGCUCGGGUGGCGGUAGUGGCGGCUUGUCGGGGCUGCUGUCGGGCACCACGAGCUCGUACGGUAUCAGCGAGCGGCUGCGGGCCCUCACCACCGGUGGUAGCACCGGUGGCAGUCUGAGCGGAGCCGGAGCCGAUGGCGUCGGCUCCACGAGCACCACGAGUGACGGCGGGGGCACCACCGGCUCGUCCGCCGGUGACCUCGAGGGCAGCGGGUACGACUACGAGUCGUCCGGUUUCUCGUCCGCCUCGUACAGUGGGAUGGCCACGAGUGGCGCCUCGAUCGGGUCCGGAACCGGUGGGCUCUCGUCGUCGUACUUUAGCACCGGCAGCACCGGCACCAGCCCAUUCGCUUCCAUCGGUGGUAGCGGCGGGGGCACGGGUAGUGCGAUGGACACGAGCGCCACCUACCGGGUGCAGUACGCAUCCACCAAUCCCUUCCUGCCCAGCUACAACCCCGGUGACGGUAGUAACGGUCGUAAUGGCGAUUCCAAGACGAAUGACGACUCGUUCGACCUGAAGUAA
Molecule: messenger RNA, 5739 nt
Organism: Anopheles bellator
Lineage: Eukaryota; Metazoa; Arthropoda; Insecta; Diptera; Culicidae
Gene: RhoGAP100F
Product: rho GTPase-activating protein 100F
Exons: 12
Coding region: 1-5739 (1912 amino acids)
Biological process (GO): signal transduction
Molecular function (GO): protein binding
Source: RefSeq, a predicted model, not a curated record